Messenger RNA from Funneliformis caledonium, 399 nucleotides. Lineage: Eukaryota; Fungi; Glomeromycota; Glomeromycetes; Glomerales; Glomeraceae. The record is from the annotation of a GenBank genome assembly.
AUGGAUAACAAUAACUUCGCUUUUACUUUCAAUAAUCUUGAUUCUAAGGAGGAAAGGACGUUAAACAAGUUGCCUGUUUUGCCAAUGACCCCGUCGAAACCCGAGAGUUUUACCAGGCAACUAUAUUUUCACCUAGAUCUGGGAUUUCAUGGUGAAGACGAGCAAAAAGGAAAAGAAAGCUUUCAACCGAUAUCUUCUGCCAUAAAGGUAAAAUUUCUUUUCGGCAUCUCAAUCAAAUUGGUUAAAGAUAAAAAUAAUUGGAUCCCAAUCGUUGGAGGCAUCCAAGAACAAUCAAUGUCUACUGGAAAUCAAGACAGAAAAAGAUUAAUAACGUUGCGUUUGGACCAAGAUGGGAAUGGGAAUGAGAUUACAACUCUAGAAAAUUAUUGGUGUGAAUGA